Molecule: messenger RNA, 1395 nt
Organism: Chara braunii
Lineage: Eukaryota; Viridiplantae; Streptophyta; Charophyceae; Charales; Characeae
Source: the annotation of a GenBank genome assembly
GGGCGUGGGAGAGGGCGAGGGGGAGGUAGAGGAAGGGGGAGGUGGUCAGGUUGCAACCGAUACUGGAUGGAUUAUCAGACUCCACCAGCUAGCGUCGGCGCAACGGCCCAACCUCCGAAUCCAUCCCCUGCCCCGCCGAUGACGGCCCCACCAACAGGAUACCCGCCGGUGACGGCCCCACCGACAAGAUAUCCUCCAUAUCCUUACGGAUGGGCUCUCCCGCUGGCGCAGCCUGCACCACCUCCUACAUGGCAGUACGGGCAGCAGAACCAGAACUACACUCCGGCUCCGCGACAAAACCAAUCUGCAAAUUCUUUUCCAGGACCUGGCAAUAGAGCAUGGUUCACUAGGGAGCAUCUGGAACUUAUUGAGAAAUGGAAGAAUCGGGACAUUCUUGACGAAGCUAAGAAGAAAACUGAGGAUUCCGGCGAGUGUAGCAAGAGCGUGGCGACGAAGAAGGCGAAAGGGAAAGCCAAGGCCUCUACGGACUAUGGCGAGCAGUGUCUGAAGAAUUGGCUGGCCUCGAAUUUUGGCCCGUCACUGAAGAGGAUCUUUGGCAAAUUGGAUGCGGUUGAUAAGAAGAAUAAGGAAGCCGACAUCGAACGUGACAAAGUGAUUAAGAGGCUCGCCGAUCUCGAGGCCGGAAAUAAGAAUCCAAACGGAGAAGGAGGGAGUAAUGAAAAGCGUAAGAGGAUCGUUGGAGCGAAUUCGCCAAUGGCAAAGAGACAGAGAUCGAGAACCCGUUCUCGCAGUCGGGGUAUCAAGAUGCGCCAGCCUAGUAUACUGGUCUCAUCUGAUGAGGAGGGUAAAGCGAAGGAACCACAAGGGGCGACGAUCGAAGGCGACCCGGAAGGAACGAAGAAAGCAAGCGAGAGCGCAGUAAAGUUGGAGGACGUGAUGAAGAUGCUGGUUGUCAUCGCUGGCAAGGAGAACGUAGACAACGCGAAUGAUGGGACAAAGGGUGAGAUGUCUGGCACGGCUAAGUCGAGCGCAGUGCACAACGAGGUGGCUACGAACGAGGAAGAGAGCGAGAAUUCAAAAGACGAUGGGUGCAAACUCAAGGUGAACAAAGCUAGCGGCGUCAGUGGUGGGAAGAAUGAGGUCGGGAUCGUAGAGUAUAUGCGACAAAGGCUCGACCAUUAUAUGAAAAUGAAUGGGAGGAAGUUAAAAAGUUUGUGUGCUAAGCGGAACGUAAAAUGGGAACGCAAAGACAAGGGGGCCUGUGAACUUGCGAAGCAGGACACUGACGAGUUCACGAAGUUGAUUAAUGGAGACGACGAGUUAACUGGUGACGAUGAAUCUGACUCUGGUACUGAACAUGCUGGAUCGGAGGAAGAGGAUGGGUCAGACGGGGUACCGGGGAACUAGUUCCCUCGAGACGGAGCCUAUUGCGUU